GCGAGAACGAGUCCGAGGAUAGCUGCUCGGCAGCAUUCCCAGGAAACGCACACCGCUUCCUUCCGUCGCCGACCCACCGGCAGAUGUGUCGCCCCUUCCCGCCGUCAGCGCCGAGCCCGCUCAGCUCGCGCGCGCGGCUGCCGCGGCCAAACUCGCUGGCCAAGAUAGAUGAGUCGCAGACGGCGUCGCCAAAGGAGCUGCAGCAAGGCCUAGACGCGGUGGGCAGCGGCACAGACUCUCCAGAUGUGCGCCGCUCUUCCGGGCUGCAGUCGCUGACCAACGACUCGUCCUCCUGGGCGCCCGGCCAGCACGCCUCUGCGCUCCCGACGGGAGUCUUCACGCCGCAGACGCUUGUCUACAUCCUGGUGUGGUAUGUGACGGGCGCGCUGACCAACUCGACGUCCAAACAGUCGCUCCAGCAGUUUGAGAAGGGGCGCGCGCCGUGGAUGUCGCUGACGCUGAUGCAGCACGUGUGUGCGACCGCCGCUGGCACCUUUGCGCUGCGUGUCGCGGGGCUCCGGAGGUACAAGGAGCUGCCCGCCUCUGCGCAGACGUGGGGCUUCUACCGCAUGGUGCUCGUCUACUCGCUCGGCUUUUGCAUGACGAACGGCGCGUUCGGCGCCGUCAACGCCUCCUUUGUCGACACGGUCAAGGCGGGCGAGCCGCUCGCGACGAUGCUGCUCACGGUGCUCUUUCUCUCCGACGCGCCGCCCGUGACGCUGCCCAUCUUCCUCUCGCUCCUUCCCAUCGUGGGCGGCGUCUCCAUCUCGGCGAUGGCCGAGGCGAGCUUUUCGUGGGUCGGCUUCAGCCUCGCGCUGGGAUCCAACAUUUGCAACGCCGCCCGCUCCAUCUGCGCCAAGAUGCUCAAGACAGAGCUGGGGCGCAACAUGGACAACGCCUCGCUCUUCCUGCACGUAAACUACUACGGCGUGCUGCUGCUGCUGCCGGCGGUCCUCUUCUUCGAGGGGCCGAUCCUGGUCUCGCUCUUCCGCGCUGGCGGCAAGCCGGCGCGGCUGUUUUGCCUCAACGGCCUGCUCUACUACAUCAACAAUCAGAUGAACUUUCUCGUCGACGCCGUGACGCACGGACUCAUCAACUGCGGCCGGCGCGUAGCAAACAUUGGCUUUGCCAUCGUCUGGUUCGGCAUCCCGGUCACCAUGUACAAUGGGCUGGGCAUCGGCCUCGCACUGCUGGGCGCCUUCUUGUACAUGAAGGCCAAGCAGAUGUCCGUCCCGAGUAGGGCGACGCCUUCUGCCAGGACAGCCGCCAGCAAGGCGCAGUGA
This is a messenger RNA of Emiliania huxleyi CCMP1516, 1283 nucleotides long. RefSeq lists its product as hypothetical. Gene Ontology annotation, cellular component: Golgi apparatus. Bases 84 to 1283 code for a protein of 399 amino acids. The record is from RefSeq and is a predicted model, not a curated record. The transcript has 4 exons. Lineage: Eukaryota; Haptophyta; Isochrysidales; Noelaerhabdaceae. Gene Ontology annotation, molecular function: antiporter activity.